Messenger RNA from Diachasma alloeum, 1753 nucleotides. Its product is annotated as F-box-like/WD repeat-containing protein TBL1X. Gene Ontology annotation, biological process: regulation of transcription by RNA polymerase II. The transcript has 2 exons. Gene Ontology annotation, molecular function: transcription corepressor activity; protein binding. Gene Ontology annotation, cellular component: histone deacetylase complex. NCBI's taxonomy places the organism in Eukaryota, Metazoa, Arthropoda, Insecta, Hymenoptera, Braconidae. The record is from RefSeq and is a predicted model, not a curated record. Bases 94 to 531 code for a protein of 145 amino acids.
AUUAAUAAUUAAUCCCAAUGUGUUUCACAGAAUGAAGUUAAUGCUAUAAAAUGGGACCCACAAGGAAAUCUACUUGCCAGUUGUUCCGACGACAUGAGUUUAAAAAUCUGGUCGAUGAAGCAAGACACUUGGGUUCACAAUCUCCAAGCGCAUAACAAGGAAAUCUACACAAUAAAAUGGUCGCCGACCGGACCAGGAACACAAAAUCCUAAUAUGAACUUGACACUGGCCAGUGCCUCGUUCGACUCAACCGUGAGACUGUGGGAUGUGGAACGGGGCGCCUGCAUACACACGUUGACAAAACACACCGAACCAGUUUACAGUGUUGCUUUCAGUCCGGAUGGUAAAUUUCUGGCGAGUGGAAGUUUUGACAAGUGCGUUCACAUCUGGUCUACACAGAGUGGACAAUUAGUGCAUAGUUACAAGGGAACAGGCGGAAUAUUCGAGGUGUGUUGGAACAGCAGGGGUGAUAAAGUUGGUGCCUCAGCAUCUGAUGGCAGUGUAUUUGUUCUUGAUCUUCGUAAACUGUGAUCAUCCGGCGGAAUUGAGUUUCGAUACACUGCUUAUCCUUUUUGGCAGCUCGAUUUUCAUUCAAGGAAAAUUCUGUUUUUAUUUCAAUUGUUUAUAUGAUUUUCGAAUCCUUGUGACCCACUUAUAAAUAGAAAACGAAUCGUAAAUUUGAAGUGUAAAACAAUAAUUCAUUAGUAAAAUAAGAUAGAAGUAAAAAAUUUGAAUGAAUAUCUGUGAAUAUGUCUGAAGGUGAUAGAUUUGGGUAGAAUGUCGAGAUAUUUUUAAUAGUUGAUCUGGUUUUGUACAGUGUUCUGAAUAAUUUUUCGGACUUUCACUUUCGAAUGGAUUGAUUAAAUAUUACUUCACUACUCAAUUAGCAACAGAACAAUUGUACCGAAAAUUACAAAAUAAUCCGCCUUUCAAGAGUGAAGUGGUGAGAAUUACAUCUAUUUUUGGAAGUGGUGAUUUUAAGAGAAAAUAUCAGAAAAACCACUCAGAACUGAGGAAAAAUUUGAGCUACAAUACUCCAAGACCUUCAAAAUUAUCGGAUAUUUCUUGAAUGUUUGCUUGCAUAGCAACGAGAGGGAUGAGUUGUGUAGGUUGAAAUGCCAAGCGCGCAGACCGAGGGUUUUAUUGCAAAACUUAUCUCGAUCGUUGAUAUGCAGGAAAACUUGAGGGAAAUAUCAGAUGAAUUUUGAAGGUACAGGGGUAUUCGCAGGAUAAUUUCUUCAAUUCUGACUUCGGCCGAUAAGAGUGCAGUGUUCAGCGUUAUGUGGUGUUUUACCAAAAUGUGAAGAUUACCUGUCCAAUUUCUUGGAAAGAAUUGGCAGGCUGCAGGGAAAUUAUCAGUCUGAUUAUUUCUCCUAUCACUCUUCCGAACAAUAGAAUUGGGGUAUUCAACGUCCCGUGGACCAAUCAGACGAGAAUUAUAUCGAGAACUGCCUUCCCUCCUUGGCUCGUCCAAUCAGAGCGCAGUAUUCUAGGUUACGUGACACUGUCAUGUGGGUUUUAUUUUGAGAAUUCUUCCCAACCCCAUUUUAGCCAAAUUAUUUUAUGUAGUCAACACGGUAUUCAACUGAUAAUUUUUGAUAAUUCAACUGGUAAUUUUUCAUGUUGAUAUACAUGAAAGACAAAAGAUUUCCUAGUCGAAUGAGCUCCCCAUGGGGACUGACUCUUGGCUGAAAUUUGGAUGGAAAAAAUUCUCUUCCGAAUACCAUUCGAGCUUCAAAAUUAAUCAGGUAUU